AUGUCGGCCUUUUCCAUCGACGAAGCCAUGGCUGAUGCCUUGGAGAAUCUCAACCGCAUUUCUUGCCAUUUCCGCAAGCAUGAGCUGCACAAUUCUGCGAAUAAAGUCGGAAAACUGAGCGUCCAGAUCGUGAAUGCAUUCUCCGAAGGCAUUGAACAUCUGUCGCCUGAUGAAUAUAUCUUCGGUGAUGAGGGUAAGGAUUAUCAGAGCACCGACGCUGGUCUUUCCAACCCUAGUAUCUCCGAUACUUUUCAGAGAUAUAACUUUUCUAGUCUCGUGACCCUGAUCGAGAGAAUGACCAAGGAGAACGUUGGCAACAAAGAUGUCGGCAUUAAGGCGAAUUUCGGCAACAUGGAGAACGUCGGCGGCCAUAUCGACAUGCUGCAGAAAGUCUCUACUACUGACGAGCAUCUCCCACAGCAGCAGCCGCCCGGAAGCUGGGCCCAGGUCGCCGGCACCAGUGCCACUUCCGUGUCAGGUCUUCCAAUCUAUUGUCCAGAGACAGCCCAUUACAUGUCUCCCCUGUCUCUGACUACGGCCUCCGUAUCCAGGCAGAGUCAGAACAGUGAUGAAGAUGGUACUAGUGAUCCCCAGCUUCCGGGCCUCGGGGUUGCCUUACCUUCCACCGCCGUGGCGCCUGAGGUCCCCGAGGCCAAGGCAGGGGUCAUCCGCAUCUACGGAAGAAUCUCAAAGGACCUCAUCCAGUUCAUCACCACUCGUAUUCACGAGGGUCCGCUGCAGGACGUUCGCCUGGAGACCAACGGAAGAACACGGGUGACCUUCCAACAUGCGUCUCACGCGCUUGCCUUUUUGAAGUCCAACCAGGAGAUGGAGCAGAUGCUCGGCUUUGGACGCUUUGGAUGCGGCUAUCACGUUGAGCUGGCCGAGAUCCUUGAUUGGAACGAAGAUCUCUGUCGCAUGAAUCAACCGAUUCGCGAGCGCCGCCGCCUCUCUUUUGCCAGAAAGAGACUUUUUGCCGAGAACAUGUCCCCCGAGAAGUGGAAGCAGGACGUGCGCACCUUGGCCGGACCCGGAAACAUUGACUUCCUUUGGGUCUUCAAUUCUGGAAACGCAACCGCAAUCUUUACGAGCACCGUAGUUGCUCGAAAGGUCCUCGAGGUGUUCAAUAGAUGGAAAGACGGCCGCAACGUGUAUAGUGGGGUUUCCGUGACUUUCUCCUCGGAUCCCUGCGAAAAGGAGUUAGUCCUCGUCAAGGAGACCUCUCGCUCCGGCCUGGCUAAAGGCUACAUGAAGAGAUCGAUGCGUUGA
This is a messenger RNA of Aspergillus affinis, 1269 nucleotides long. RefSeq lists its product as uncharacterized. The coding region runs from base 1 to 1269 and encodes 422 amino acids. The record is from RefSeq and is a predicted model, not a curated record. The transcript is spliced from 4 exons. Lineage: Eukaryota; Fungi; Ascomycota; Eurotiomycetes; Eurotiales; Aspergillaceae.